Molecule: messenger RNA, 894 nt
Organism: Cylindrotheca closterium
Lineage: Eukaryota; Bacillariophyta; Bacillariophyceae; Bacillariales; Bacillariaceae
Source: the annotation of a GenBank genome assembly
AUGACUUUCAUCAAACAAUCUUACAACGAUAGCCAUAGCCGAAAGGAUUCCCUACUAUCCCUCCUCCAAUGCCCCCUUCUAUCCGACGAGGUCACUGCAUACUCAAUUCCUAUCACCGCUGCUCUUCCUCUAUCAUUCGAGAAUCCAUUCAACGAUCCCAGACUCGAGCCUCUACCCUUGAGAGCGGAGAACUCAGAUGCUCUAAAUAUCAGCCAAAUUGCCUCAGUUGCGGAUGAUUGCAUCUCAUCACUCAUCCAGCCAUCAAAGAGAAAUCUUGGUCAAGACUUCAACUUCGAUGGCUUCUUGUCGCAUCAGGAUACUGCUUCUUUCCCCUCCACAAGACAGCAAGAAGGAGGUUUGAGUCGAACUGACGACGUUGCUGAGAACAUUGCUCGAUUUCGGCCGUAUCAAGACAAGAAGUGGAAAGGCACUUUCCAAAGGCUCAUCAAGUUCAAGAACGAGUUUGGGCAUUGCUGUGUUCCACACUCCUAUGCAGAGAAUCCUGCCCUUGCUCGAUGGGUGAAGAGACAGCGUCACCAAUACAAGAAAUUCAUGGAAAACGACCCAACUUCUACUCUGACCACCAGUCGUCUUGAGAAGCUCGAGUCGGUUGGGUUUGUAUGGCACUCACAUGCUGCUGCUUGGCUUGAAAAGCUGGACGAGCUCAAGAACUUCAAGCAAGCACGAGGUCAUUGCAACGUCCCAUCGAGUUAUCCCGAGAACCCUGCCUUAUCAACAUGGGUGAAGUGUCAGCGACGCCAAUACAAGCUGCGAGUAUCCGGGUUGCAAUCGACCAUGACAAUGGAUCGAUUUGGAGUACUGAAAUCGAUGGGCUUCGUUUUUGAGCCACGACUUGCAGCGGCAAGGAGUGCACAGCUUGAACUAGAAGCAUGA